GUGGCGGGGCCAUGCGCGACGGGAGCCGGCGGGGGCGGCGGGGCCAUGGGGGCGAUGGGGCCGCGGCUGCUGCUGGCCGCGGGGCUGCUGCUCGCCGCUGGCACCGGCAGCACUGCAGGUGACAGCUCGCAGCAGCAGCAGCAGCACAGUGAGGAAUUAGGACACUCCUGGUCAGUGACCCCGUGGGUGCUGUGGGAUAACCGGACACUCAGCUUGGCAGAAGCCACCCAGGGGGGGUUCCCCGCCCGUCUGACAGUCCUGCUGGAGCUGGAGGGGGUGCGGCUGCUGCUGGAGCUGGAGCAAAACUGGGAGCUGGUGCAGGGCACUGGGGCACUGCUCUAUUACCUGCCCGAUGGCACGCGGGCGAUCCAGGAGCCCAGAGAGCAGGAGCACUGCUGCUACCAGGGGACAGUGCAGGGCUUCCCUGGCUCCUGGGCCAACCUCUGUGCCUGCGCUGGACUCAGUGGCCGCCUCUGGCUGUCAGACACCAGGAGCUACACACUGGAGCCAGACACCAGCAGUCCCGCAGGGCAGCACGGGGCAUCCCACCUUCAGCUGGAGCCACAGAGCUGCAGGCAGGGCCCCCACCCUGAGGCAGAGGCAACAGAGCCCCCCUGGCCACAGAGGGGCAAGCGGGCAGCGGCAGAGCAGCGCUUUGUGGAGCUGGUGAUGGUGGUGGACCACGCUGCGGUGAAAUUACCCCCAAACCUACAACGUGUUCACACCCGGACCCUGGAAAUCGCCAACCAGGUGGAUGUGUUCUUCCGCCCGCUGGGAGUGCGGGUGGCCCUGCUGGCGGUGGAGGUCUGGAGCGAGGGUGACAAGAUCGCGGUGGGCGGCAGCGCCCGGGCCGUGCUGGAGCGGUUCCUGCGCUGGCGCCGGGAGGAGCUGCUGCCCCGGCUGCCCCACGACAAUGCCCAGCUCCUGACGGGUGCCCACUUUGAUGAUGUGUCCGUGGGGAUGUCGACUCAAGCCUCCGUGUGUUCCCCCACGCGCUCUGGGGGGGUCAGCAUGGACCACUCUGUCAGUGUCCUCGUCGUGGCCUCCACUGUGGCCCAUCAGCUGGGGCACAACCUGGGCAUGCGCCACGACAGCGCCGGGCGCCUCUGCGACUGCGGCGACCUCCGGCACGACCGCGGCUGCAUCAUGGCACCACCCACGGGGUUGACACCUGGCUUGAGCUUCAGCAACUGCAGCCGGCAGGACCUGGAGCGCAGCCUGCAGCAGGGCCAGGGCUGGUGCCUCUCCAAUGUCCCCGAGCCCCAGCUCCUGACCGGGAGCCCCACCUGCGGGAACCACUUCGUAGAGCUGGGCGAGGAGUGCGACUGCGGCCUCAGCGUGGAGUGCACCGAUCCUUGCUGCAACAGCAGCUCCUGCCAGCUGAUGCCAGGAGCUGCGUGUGCCACCGAGGACGCCUGCUGUGAGGACUGCCAGCUGCGCCGUGCUGGCCACGUGUGUCGGGAGCCGCUGGGCGAGUGUGACCUGCCCGAGUUCUGUGACGGGCUCUCACCACGCUGCCCCCCUGACACAUUCCUGCAGGACGGGCAGCCCUGUGCCGGCGGGCGGGCACGCUGCUACAGUGGGGCCUGUGCCACCUACGAGGGGCAGUGCCAGCAGCUGCUGGGGCCAGGUGCCAGUCCUGUCUCCAGCUCCUGCAUGGCUGCCCUGAACACAAGAGGAGAUGAACGUGGGCACUGCGGGCAGCUCCCCAACGGCUCCUAUGUCACUUGCACACAGCAGGACACCAGGUGUGGGAUGCUGCAGUGCCAGCGCAGCAGCUCCCGUGGGGACAGCCCAGAAGGAUCCUGCCAGGGGAUCACCCUGCCUGGGGAUGAGGAUGUGACCGAUGCAGCCAUGGUGCUGCCUGGCACCACCUGUGGCCCUGGGAAGAUGUGCCUCCAGCACCGGUGCCAGGACAUCUCCGUGCUGGGUGACCAGCAGUGCCAGAACAAAUGCCAUGGGCACGGGGUGUGCAACAACCACGGGCACUGCCACUGUGAGCGGGGCUGGGCCCCCCCAAGCUGUGACAGCCCUGGAGUGGGGGGCAGCCAGGACAGCGGCCCUGCCGGCCUUGAACGAGGGGGAAGCGCCCUGCCCACGGCCCUGCUGCUGAGCGCGCUGCUGGGGCUGGCGCUGGCACUGGGGCUGUGCCGAGCCCGCCGUGCCGGCCUGCACAAGCACCUCUGCCAGCUUGGAAAGGGCACCUCCUGCCAGUACAGUGCUGAGACCCGGGUGCGGUUCCUGGGUCCCGGAGCCGCAGACGGCUGGAGCGGGAUCUCACAGCCAGAGCCCCCGUCGGGCAGCAGCCAAGGGCCCCCUGCGCGUCCCCGGCCCCCGCAGUGGCGGCAGGCCACGGAGCUGCAGGUCAUGCAUGGCAGCAAGCCGGCUGCCCUCGGCUCAGCCCGGCCUGAUCCGCCCUCCCGGCCUCUCCCGCCGGACCCUGUGCCCAAGGCCCCCCCCUCGGACAGGCCGCCCCCCCCCACACGCCCGCUGCCCGCAGACCCUGUGCUGCUGAGCGCUCAGCCCCCAGGUCCAGCCAAGCCCCCUCCACCGCAGCGGCCGCUGCCCUCAGACCCCCCGGGCCCUUCGCUGGCCCGCAGUGAGACCCCCCCUGGGCACGCCUAUGUCACCGUGAUUCCUGCCAGGCCCGCCCCGGCCCCGCCAGAGGCCUGAGCCGCGGGCAGGGAAUGCGCAGCGCUGGAUCCGCGGGGAAGGCCGAACCCCGCUGGGCUCCGCCGCCCCCUUUUUCUCCCGCCACGUCAAUAAAGGGGCUGUGAGCGCC
Onychostruthus taczanowskii (white-rumped snowfinch) is the source of this 2782-nucleotide messenger RNA. It is a transcript of the gene ADAM15, whose product is annotated as ADAM metallopeptidase domain 15. Lineage: Eukaryota; Metazoa; Chordata; Aves; Passeriformes; Passeridae. Gene Ontology annotation, biological process: innate immune response; integrin-mediated signaling pathway; proteolysis. The record is from RefSeq and is a predicted model, not a curated record. Bases 46 to 2673 code for a protein of 875 amino acids. Gene Ontology annotation, molecular function: integrin binding; metalloendopeptidase activity. The transcript has 25 exons.